GUCGUUGAAAAGUUAUGGCCUGGAGGAACAAGAUUGAUACCGUAACGAGCGACAUGCCACCUAUCCAUCCAUUCGAUGUGCACAGGCAUACACUCUCGAUCUCGAAUGAUAAUUCAUAUGUUCCGGGCGAGGCUCCAGAUGAUGCGCCGAUCCUCAACCCUAACGUCUGGGUGAGAUGGUACCUGCUCCGUGGCAAGCAGCGCAACGAUGAUAGGAAAGAGUCGGUGGAACGAACGCCACUCUGGCGCACCAUAAACCACGACCGAUAUGACGAGCCCAAUGACUGGGCGGACUUCAUGCGCGGCAAGAGGGACAAGAAGACCCAGCACCAUCGCGCCAGCCGCGAUGAACCAACAAACGUCAUAUAUGACAAUACGACAUCAGUCAGCCCAUCGGGGUUGACGACGACGAUGCCAGACCUUUCCCACUCUCCACCUCUGCCCCACCACCGGCACCAGGCAGAUCCAAUCUCUCCGACAUUGGAGGAUCCCUCUCCAUCGAUCAUGAGCAAGAUUCAUUACAUCGGUCUUUCCAUCGGUAGCGGGCGCACUAGGGUAAGAAUUACUGAGGUCGUUCUCGCCAUGUCACGGCCUUCCUUGCUCCCGACGUUCACGAAUAAUCCCAUCCCGCUCAAUACUAAUACGUUUGAGGCCUAUUGUGUCUCCCUUACAGACCACGACGACAUUGAAGAGCCUAUCUGUCUCCUGGACGAUGAUAAUGUUACCGUUAAUCCCCCCAAAAAACCCGGUCUCGAGACAACUCUUUUGGGAGACAGUGGAUGUUUUCUCACUGGAAAGCUCAGUAUAGAUUCGACGACAACGGACAAUCACAAUGACAAUUGCCGAGGGUAUCGUAAUACCACCAUGAAGGAACCAAGAUCGGAUUUCGUAUCUCGUCGAUCUCGAUAUAGCGAAGGUCGAGCAAUGAAGAAUAGAUCAACUGUGACGCGACUUCCCGGUCUCCCAACGUUUGACAACAGAAUCCAAGACGCGCGACCAGGCCUCAGUUACAGCGUCCAAGUGCCUCCAUCAUCUUCAUCAACCGUACACGCGUACUCUAAUGCACCCUGGGGCUCUGACGAGGUCACCGUUGAUGAUGCAUCGUUCCGCUCCGUAUAUGCGCUUUCAAGUACAACGCAGAUGCAUUAUGUAUGUGCCCUGGGUUUGCCCUCGGACGAGCGAGCGUCCAAGUAUUCCUCAAAGAAAACAAGCCGGACAGAGGCGUUCAAAGACGCAUACGUGUGCUUCACCUACUUUGGACGUGCCGGAUCUCCUGAUACCAUCAAUUCUGGCUCUGCUUUUGCAGCGUUCAUCCAGAAAUAUCACCGCUCAGGGGUCUUUAUCUCAAUCAAGGACAAGCUGAAUGCCGAGAGGGAGAAUCAUACUAUCAACGCAGAAACACUUAGAGUUUGGGUCAACAAGGACGGGGAUGUUGAUAGCUAUCGACGACACCGAUGGAUCGAGAACCACCGACUGAAAACAACGGACACGUCCUCGAGAGUUGAUAUACCCACUUCCCGUACUAAGAGUCGGCCCGAGAGGAAGGCCAAAAAAGCUAGCGAGGCACACCCCCGGUAUACGAUCAUAAUAUCUGGUUGUUCACCCUCGGUCUACAAAGUAAUCAAGGAGGACGAAAAGUUCAAAUACACUGGGAUGCUAGCUUCCAGGGGGAUAAUCUACGAGCAUCCAUAUCGUCAACCCGCAUCUCUUCGUCUUCUCAGAAAUAUGAAGCCGUUUUGGAGCCUUGGUCCAGAGUAA
This is a messenger RNA of Guyanagaster necrorhizus, 1757 nucleotides long. RefSeq lists its product as uncharacterized. The record is from RefSeq and is a predicted model, not a curated record. The coding region runs from base 15 to 1757 and encodes 580 amino acids. The transcript is spliced from 14 exons. Lineage: Eukaryota; Fungi; Basidiomycota; Agaricomycetes; Agaricales; Physalacriaceae.